This is a messenger RNA of Drosophila innubila, 406 nucleotides long. RefSeq lists its product as uncharacterized. The record is from RefSeq and is a predicted model, not a curated record. Lineage: Eukaryota; Metazoa; Arthropoda; Insecta; Diptera; Drosophilidae. The coding region runs from base 79 to 243 and encodes 54 amino acids. The transcript has a single exon.
AGGGGCGUUUUGUAGAAUCAGUCAUCAGUUGACGAACAAGUGACGCCAACAAAGCUUCAAACGGUUAACAAUUUCAAUAUGAAGUGGUUUAAUCUCUUCCUCAUAUUCGGUGUCUUGGCCCUCAUUGGCGGCAUUGGCACUUUGGCAGCCGCCGAACCGCUGCCCCAGCCAGGACCAGAGCCUAAGGGUCGACCACUUACCACUCGCCGUCCCAGGAAUGAGAACGACGAGGAUCGACGCUAGCAAAUCCAGCAGCCUCCGCCGGUUAGAUGUUAUCAACAGGAGCAAAGACGUGAUGCACAAACUAAAAUUAUCUUGGUGAAGGUGAAAUGCUUUGGAUUAGAAAGAAUGCAAUUUGUUGAAGUUUUACUUGUGUAGCGUUUUGAAUAAACACAGUUAAACAAUA